AGAAGAAGAAGAAUCAGAAGCCGGAAGUCCGCCGCUGAACAUGCCGGUCUGCUUGUGGAGUAGUGGUCGGGCAUGGGCUCUGUCUGCUUUCGGGACACUGUGCAGGAGAAGUCGUCUGGUCCUUCCAUGCAGCACAGCUUCGUAUCAUUCACACCGUAGCCCUGCUCUGCGCCACAACUAUAGCCCUGUGAGAUUUCCACUGAUCUCGCAGAGGUCACGCCCAAGCAUCAUCUCGACACUUGGUGCCUUUUCUGUAGUUCAGGGAUCCAGAAACUUCUGCGACAUGUCGUCCAGCCCGAUGUCCCAGAGGAUGGUGUGGGUGGAUCUGGAGAUGACAGGUCUCGACAUCGAGAAGGACCAGAUUAUUGAAAUGGCCUGCAUAAUCACGGACUCGGACCUGAAUAUUUUGGCUGAGGGACCCAACUUGAUAAUUAAGCAGCCAGAUGAGCUGUUGGAAGGGAUGUCUGAGUGGUGCAAAGAGCAUCACGGAAAGUCAGGACUGACCCAGGCUGUCCGAGACAGUAAAAUCACCCUGGAACAAGCAGAGUACGAGUUUCUGUCCUUCGUCAGACAGCACACCCCUCCGGGACAGUGUCCCCUUGCUGGUAACUCUGUACAUGCAGACAAGAAGUUCCUGGACAAGUACAUGCCCCAGUUCAUGUACCACCUUCACUAUAGGAUCAUUGACGUCAGCACCAUCAAAGAGCUCAGCAGACGGUGGUUUCCAGAGGAAUACAAGAUGGUGCCUCAAAAGAAAGCAUCCCACAGGGCCUUGAAUGACAUCCAGGAGAGCAUUCAAGAGCUGCGGUACUACAGGGCCAACGUUUUCAAAGCGUCGACAGAGAAGAAGCGCAAGAUCCUAGAAAACCAAAUCAGCAACAUAACUCACACAUGAGCGACAACCUGGAAUUUUCACUGUGGCACUUCUCCAAAAAGAGCAGUUUUCUAGCGGCGGCUUAUCCUAAAGGAUCUUGUUUUUCCGAGUUUAAAAGCAAAGAAAGAACUUAUUAUUUAGCAGUUCUGUUUUUAUUUAGUCAUCUUUUGUCUAAGAUUUAGGUUUUGUUUAUUUUAAUAAAGCCAAAUAAAAGAGUGGAAACGA
Molecule: messenger RNA, 1099 nt
Organism: Mugil cephalus (flathead mullet)
Lineage: Eukaryota; Metazoa; Chordata; Actinopteri; Mugiliformes; Mugilidae
Gene: rexo2
Product: small fragment nuclease
Exons: 7
Coding region: 41-895 (284 amino acids)
Cellular component (GO): mitochondrion
Molecular function (GO): nucleic acid binding; 3'-5'-RNA exonuclease activity
Source: RefSeq, a predicted model, not a curated record